Leptopilina heterotoma is the source of this 2355-nucleotide messenger RNA. RefSeq names its product eukaryotic translation initiation factor 4B-like (gene eIF4B). Lineage: Eukaryota; Metazoa; Arthropoda; Insecta; Hymenoptera; Figitidae. The record is from RefSeq and is a predicted model, not a curated record. Gene Ontology annotation, molecular function: RNA binding. Bases 150 to 1712 code for a protein of 520 amino acids. The transcript has 12 exons.
CUGAUACAAAUGUAUGCAACCCGAUCACAUCCUGAUCGCCCAUGUUCAAGUCAGGCCUUAGGGCUCUUUUCAUGUCUCCUUUCCUUAAAAAUCGUUGUGUGGAACUAUAUUAUCACUAAUUUUUAUUAUUAAAUAUCUCGAAUUCGAACAUGUCUUCGGGAAAGAAGGGUAAAAAAAGCAAAGGGAAGACAGUAGCGCUUCAUGAUUUUCUCGCCGAUUCCCCUGGCGGUCUUCCCAGCAUACCAUUGAAAUCAGCCAACUGGGCAGACGACAUCGAGGACGAACAUGAUGGAUAUAUGGCGAGAAGUAGCAAAGAACCUGUUAUCCUGCCAACGGCUCCGCGAGCCGCUCGAGAACCAGGAUUCAAUGAGGAAAAUAUUCCAACCAGUCCUCCAUUUGUUGCUUAUGUCUCAAAUUUGCCGUACGAUAUUGUUGAAGCCGAUUUGACUGACUUCUUCAUCGGGUUGAAUAUUUCCAAUAUGCGUCUUCCUAAAGAGUCCAACAAACUUAAAGGAUAUGGAUACGUUGAAUUUGACGAUAGACAGAGUUUGAUUGAUGCUCUGAACCUGACCGAUUCGACCUUGCAAAGCAGACGUAUUAGAAUCGAAAUUUCAAACAGCAGCAAUGAUGAGCGUCGAGGAGGAAGAAUGGGACGGGAUCGCAGAGAUGGUGGCUUUGAUGAUUCUGACCAGAGGAAUUUCAGUGACUGGAGGAGCGGUCCAAGAGACGAGUCCUCGUCGGAUUCUGAUCGAUACCGAGGAAGGGGAGGAUAUGAAAAUAGAGAUCGUGAUCGAGACCGCAAAGAAGAAGAUACGGACAAUACUCCAGGUGCUUGGAGAGUAGGUGGAGGAGAUAAAGGAAGGCCAUCAUUUAGAGAUAGGGGCAGUGAUGAUCGCGAAAGAGACUGGGGUGGUUCACGUUAUGGUGGAGAAAGAGGAAGCAGAGACAGAGAUGGCGAUCGGAACCGGGACCGCGAUAGAGGAAGUAGCUACGGAAAUCGACGCAAUUACGGCGGAGACUCCAACUGGGAAAGAGGACAAGUGGGAAAAGGCGAAAUUUCAGACUCUGAACCUCGAACGAGACCAAAAUUAUUAUUGCAACCGCGUACAAAGCCAGUGGAACAAAUUAUUGUGAAAGAGGAAAUAGAAAAACCAGAGGAACCUAGUACUCCACCUCCUGUCGCAGCAACUCCUGUACCAGCUGUCAAUAUUUUUGGUGCUGCCAAACCUGUGGACACAGCUGCAAAAGAAAGAGAAAUUGAAGAACGUCUUAAUAAAGCUGAAUCUAAAGCUAAAGAAGAGUCGGACCAAGACAAACGGAGUUUCAAGGAAGGAGGAGCUUGGGGAAAACGUAAUGGAGAGGGUCGUGAAGAAAAAGAGAAACCAAAAUUAAGGUGGAGAUCCGAAGACGAUAGAGGAAAACCAUCCGAAAGAAAAACUGAGAGACAAAAUCCGCCUUCUCGUCCUGAACAACAACGUGGAGAUUCUAGACCUCCGAUGACUUCGCGAGGUGGACUUUCUUCUCGAGGUCCUGCUAGACAGCCUGAUGCUAGACAACCGCCUCCUGAGAGAGAGCGUAAAGACAGAGACCGAGACGAAGAUGAAAUUAGCCGAAUGCCAAAGGCUAGAGAGGAGCAAGCGCCAAAUUUUGCGGCUUCCAACAAAUAUUCCAUGCUAACUGAUGAUAUGGAUCCUGAUAAUAGCGAGGAUUAAAAAUGCUCAUCUCUUGAAAUCGUUUCCAAUGAAAUUGUGCUAAUUACAAUUCUGAAGCGUCUAAAACAUAUAUACAUACUAUUACUAUACCCAAUUUAUUUUACAUUCACUGAAUACUUAUCUUAAACUGAUUCAUGAACAGGACGGGAAAUGCGAUCUAUUCCAUCUGAUGUCUAGCUUUCUUUUUCUUUUUUAUGAAAUUAUUGUUGAUUUGUAUUUAAACUAUUUUAUUAUUAUUAUUCUUAAUACAAUUACGGUACAUCUAUCUUUCCAUAUUGUUUUUUAUCAAUAUGCGUCAGUUAAUAAUUAUUGUUUAAAACAAAGGUUUUGUUUGUUUUUUUUUAAUUUUAUUUUAAGAAUUUUCCAAUUAUGUGGUCCGUCGAAAUGGUGACGAGGGAAUACAUUUUUACGCGAUGUACAGCACUUUAGAAAAUGAGCACUGUAUAUUAUAUACAAGUUAACUUUACAUAAUUAUGUAAAUGUAAAAUAAUCCAACGCCAAAAUAUGCAACUUUUUCUAGAGCUAAUUACAUUAUACAUAUUACCGACAGAGAAACCUGGAGAAUAAUUAUCUAUUCGCUGCUUGUGUUGUGAAUACAGUUGAUGGAUUUUUUUUAAUAUAAAUAAGAAUCAAUAGAACAUAA